This is a messenger RNA of Oncorhynchus keta (chum salmon), 1458 nucleotides long. RefSeq lists its product as uncharacterized. The coding region runs from base 301 to 1458 and encodes 385 amino acids. The record is from RefSeq and is a predicted model, not a curated record. The transcript is spliced from 4 exons. Lineage: Eukaryota; Metazoa; Chordata; Actinopteri; Salmoniformes; Salmonidae.
UACCUCCUGUCAGAUGCAGAGAAAGUCCUUGCCAAGAAGGAGCAUCAGUAUGGCAUUUCUGUGGAGGUGUACAAUGAGACUGCUGUGGAAGGGAAACUGGACAACAGGCGCUUCAUCCUGACUGGGUUUAAUGAGAGCUGCAAGUGCGACAUCAUCUCUCUGUUCAUCGGCAGCUGCAGCCAAGGGGCUGAGCAUGCCUGGGAGACCCUGGACGAUGGAGACAGAGUAGUGGUCAGCUUCAAACAAAACAUUGACAUAAAGUCCUUCCUUAGGAAAUGUUCAUCAAAUAAGUACCAGGGCAUGGAGAUCGGGGCGUGUCGUUUAGAGCUGACAGACUCUGUGCUUGUCCAGGGGGACAUGAGCCAAAUCAAAGGAGGAGUGGAGGAGGCCCUCAAUCUCUACUUCUCCAGCAAAAGGAGCAAAGGAGGAGAUAUCAAGUCCCAGAUCUGGGUUACCAAGGGCAAGAGCAUGGUCAUCACCUUUGAAGACUGUCAUGUUGCCUAUCAGGUUGUGGAACACAAGCAUCAUUUCGGUGGGGUGGACCUCAUAGCUCAGCUAUUCUACUCCAGUCUGCAGAAGGUGUUAACAGGGCAAACAGCCCUCCAAUCAGACAUCCCUUCUAACAUAGCCCUUUGUCUCAGUUCAGCACUUUUCGACUUCAUUAAAUGUGAUGAAGCCCACAGCCAGGAUUUAACAACUGGACUACGUAAGGUCAAUGCUAGCGUCUCCUUCAAUAUGAUCACAGAACCCCCACAGAUGGAGCUGGAUAUGACCAUGGAGAAGGAGUCCUUGGGCAUGCUCAGACUGGGCCCUAAAUGGGGAAGAAUUGCCCAGAGAGAGGCUCUGGCCUUGCUAAAGAAAUACAAAGAGGUUCAGCUGCCCACAGCGGUGGAGGUCUGGGAAAGGGUUGAGAAUAGUUGUCUUGGUCUCAAAUCCUCUGAUGCCAGCAUCUCUUACAAGAAGAGCAAUGGUGAGAUUGUGGUGGUAGGAGUGCAGAAUGAGGUGAAGACCCUUGUGGAGAAGAUUGAGCACAUGGUGAAGAAGGUCAGUGAUGAGCUUCAGAUGGAGAGGAACACAAUAGUAAGAAAAAUCUCACUGGACUCCAGAGAGAAGUUUGAGAUCAUCUGGGAUCUUGUCUCUGGCAAACUAGUGGACGUGGAGUUUUCCAAAGAUGAAGAAAGCUUCAUCAUAUGUCUAAAGGGUUUGGAGAACAAGGUGAGUACCGCAGAAGGUGUUGUCCAUGAGGCAAUGGGGAAUGUUGAAACCAGACUGCUUAAUAAUGUAUCAGUGCCUUUGAUGGAGUUCUUGAAAUCUCUGGACCUGAAAAAGUUUGAGAGGAAGCAUUUUUCCCAGAACCACAUAUCGUCUAAAGAGCUGACAUCCAGAGAGCUGAAGACACAUUACAUGAGGUCAUCAAAGAGGAAGUCAUCAAACUCACACCAGACCAAGCCCAUGUGA